Thlaspi arvense is the source of this 399-nucleotide messenger RNA. The record is from the annotation of a GenBank genome assembly. Lineage: Eukaryota; Viridiplantae; Streptophyta; Magnoliopsida; Brassicales; Brassicaceae.
AUGACAAGCGCUUACUACAGAGGUGCUCUUGGUUCAAUGCUAGUUUACGACAUGAGAAAACGCGAAUCCUUUGAGCACAUUCCUCAAUGGCUAGAGGAACUACGAGAACGCGCCGACAAGAACGUUGUCUUCGUCCUGAUCGGUAACAAGUCUGAUUUAGAAGAUCAGAGAUCGGUUCCCAUGGAGGAGGCCAAAGAGUUUGCAGAGAGAGAAGGGCUACUUUUUCUCGAGACUUCAGCUUUAAAUUCUACUAAUGUAGAGAACUCUUUCAUCACUCUCUUGACUGAGAUCUUCAACACAAUGAGAAAGAUGAAUCUCGCAUCUCGCCGAAACCAAGGCGAUCCAAACAAAACAUGCAUCACAGGUGUUACAGGAGGAACUAUCUCAUCUAUGGAAUGA